This is a messenger RNA of Gekko japonicus, 1538 nucleotides long. RefSeq names its product family with sequence similarity 53 member C (gene FAM53C). The transcript has 5 exons. NCBI's taxonomy places the organism in Eukaryota, Metazoa, Chordata, Lepidosauria, Squamata, Gekkonidae. Gene Ontology annotation, cellular component: nucleus. Gene Ontology annotation, biological process: protein import into nucleus. The record is from RefSeq and is a predicted model, not a curated record. Bases 260 to 1393 code for a protein of 377 amino acids.
UUAUGCUGCACCAAGGGGGAGCGUGGGUUGGGGUGGAUCUACAGAUGUCCGGCUGCCUUUCUCAAAUGGUCCCGGUCCCUGAGGAUGUCGUGGAACAUGGCUCGCUUGUGAUGAAGACAACAGUUUAGUAGGUGUGGCAGCUGAUGAUAAUGAUGAUGCUUGAACACGGCUGGACUUGCUGAGGGAGGCAGAAGGGUGGCAGGAGACAGAAGCUGGAGUCACAAGGGUUUCUGGUACCAGGCCUCCAUGAUAAGAAACCAUGAUCACCCUGAUUACUGAACAGCUACAGAAACAGAGCCUGGAGGAAUUGAAAUGCACAUCCUUCAGCAUCAGCCUGCCUUUGCCUGAUCAUGCUGAUGUGGCCACCUGUGGCAGCCCCUUCCAGAUAGCACCUGAGGGAGCUUCAUGGAGGGACUUGACUCCCUGUCCAAAGAUCCAUCUUCAGGACAGCACAGGCCUCGACCAACACUCCAGCUUGAGCCUUCCCCUGCCCCCCUGCAGCCCAGACAACAGUCCUCAGAACAGCCUCAUAUCCCAAACACUGGCCACCAACUCAUCAGUCUCAGAAAAGGCUUCUGUGCCCCCCACCAAAAGACACUGCCGUUCACUUUCAGUGCCCGAAGAUCUCUCACGUUGGCAGACUAUCUGGAGGCCCCUGGGCUCCAAAGUGUGGACACACAUCAAACGUCGGGACAACAGUGGAGGGGACACUUUGGCAGUUCGACCCCAGAACCUGGCCCAGGGAGCCAACAGAUCUUGUUUCAAUCCUGCCCCCAGUGCCUCUCAUCAGUGUGUUCAAGAUGGUGCUGGUGGUGGCAGAAGCCCACCUUUCUUCAGUCUGGCUCUGUCCCGAGAAUCCCCAGCUAGUGUACAGUGGGAGACUGGAGAGACUUUGCAGCCCUACCCUUUGCAACGACGUUUCUCCCUGUCACCUGUCAGAUUUCUGCCGUCUCCACGAAGCUCUACCACCUCCACACCAGAGCUGCUUCGACACCAGCACAGCCUCCCUCGCAGCCGCUCACAACCAUGUGACCUGGACACCAGGAAAUGUGGUCUCAAGCGGCGCCAUGAUGAGGAAGUGAGGUGGCACAGACCCUCACUUGAUUUCUACAAGAUGAAUCAGAAACCAUUCGCAGGAGCUGUCUGUCAGUUAGACAAAUCUGAAGAAGGUGGCUAUCCAUCAUGGCUCUUGGCCUGCAGCCCGCAAGCACCCUCAGCUCCAUGCAGUCCUGUCAGCAAUUGCAUCCAGGUGCUUAGUGAAAGUGAAGAGGAGGAAGAAGCAGAAGCAGCAGCAGAAGCAGCAAGGAGACUAAACUGGAACUUAGCCAGCAAAAGGACUCUCUUCCAACCAGACUUUAGUGAUCUGGAUCUAACUUUGAUUGAGGAGAACUAGGGAUUGGAUGUUCCUUUGAAAACUGACUCUGGGAUCAGCAGCAGGGGAAGGCUGCGUUCCUAGUUGAGGGCAGUGGGGUGGGUGCCAAGGGGAAAGUGGCAGUGGGACUGACGGGGUUUUGUCUGCUUGUUUCUUUUGUAUUAAA